Messenger RNA from Endocarpon pusillum Z07020, 1050 nucleotides. RefSeq lists its product as uncharacterized. The coding region runs from base 1 to 1050 and encodes 349 amino acids. Gene Ontology annotation, cellular component: ribosome. NCBI's taxonomy places the organism in Eukaryota, Fungi, Ascomycota, Eurotiomycetes, Verrucariales, Verrucariaceae. The transcript has 2 exons. Gene Ontology annotation, molecular function: structural constituent of ribosome; RNA binding. The record is from RefSeq and is a predicted model, not a curated record. Gene Ontology annotation, biological process: translation.
AUGUUCCGUCCUUACACUGAGAAAGAGAAGGCAAAGCUUGCCGAAAAGUACACGCCUGCUCAACGCGCCGUCAUCGAUGUAGGGGAAGAAGCCGUUACGAACAAGUACCUUGCAUACCAAGCAUCUGCCCGACAGAACCAUUGGUCACUAAAGUACUACGAUGAUCUAUCAAAGAUUGACCCAGUUGUGGACCAUCCUGUCCGUGCUCCCUACUCAAAUACCGACCCUAAUCAACGCUUGAAGACGGACGACGACUUCGACGAAGACCUCGCGAACUUUAUUCGUAAUCUCCCCGAGAAUGAGGAUAGUCCUGAGGCGGAUGAGGCAUGGACAGCAUUUGACAAGAAGAUACGAUUGACAGUUGGUAAGGAGGAAGGGGAGCGCAAUCCUCGAAGUGCAGCAGCUCCGGACCUCUUCAGACCUGGGGAAGCCAAUCUGGACGGCAAGAUCUUGAAGCUGCCUUCGACUGAUUUGAGGGGAAGAAUCGAAGAGGCUCCACCCGCGUUGCUGCGUUUGAUGCAGAUGACCGGGUUCACCAGGGACCAAAUCAAUGCUCUACGAGUCAAGUCCAUCGUCGACCACCGAGUCGUCAACCAAACUCGGCUGGGGAAGAUUGGCAAAAUGUACUACCUGAGCGUAGCGGGGAAUGGCAAUGGGCUUCUUGGGAUUGGAGAGGGGAAGAGUGAAGAGCCAGGUGAAGCACGACUACAAAGUCAAUACCGAGCCAUUCGGAACAUGCAACCAAUUCUGCGAUACGAAGGACGAACAAUCUUUGGCGAUGUCAAGGGCAAAGUCAGUGCCACAGAACUGGAGCUAUAUGCCAGACCACCUGGUUUUGGUCUGCGUUGUCAGCAAUAUAUCUGGGAGAUUUGCAAAUGUGCCGGAAUCGCAGAUCUCGCCGCCCGUGUCACAAGGUCGAGAAACCCCAUGAAUACCGUCAAGGCAACUGUAGAAGCGCUGUUGAGCCAGAAAGACCCAGAAGAGAUUGCUAGGGCAAGGGGGAAGAAGAUGGUGGACGUCAGAAAGGUGUACUAUGCUGGGCUGGUGUGA